AUGGAGUGGUCUGGCCUAGAGGGGCUUGGAACCAAGUUCUUAGAGACGGUGAAACGAGUCUACAAAGAGCCCCGGUUUCUGUUCUACGCAAUUUCAACUCUUGAGGAUGUUCAGGGACUGCUGCAGGAUAUUUUUGGUCACCUCGAAUUUGGUCCAUUAGGCGAAGAGGGAGUGCAGGUUGUUUGGAAUUGGAAAACUUCAAUGGAAAAACCCUGUGAACGUUUGACCUCACUUCGCUGCAUGGAGAGUUUCAGUCACUUGCGUCAUCCUGGACAUCACCUUGAGAGGACAGUGCAGGAGGAGUUUGAGGAGAUCAUUAGGGAUAGCCCUGCAUAUGUUUUGGAAAUUGCUAAGAGAAGAUUGAAACGUAAACGAGAACACAAAGGUUUGCAGCGUGCAGAACUUGAACAUGAGCAGAGGAAUGUUUACGCAUUGCAGUUGGCAGAAAUUGUGAGGGAAGCAUGUUUGCCUGUGACAUUUCAGCUGGAAUUAUUGCAAGAUCCCAACAGGGCUUGGAUUCGUAUUUUCGGCAACCGGAGAUCGAAAACAUUGCGUAAUAGGCUUAGGGCUUGGCAGAAGUUUCGCAAUUGGUAUCUGGCCUUUUCAGGUGAAGUGUGGCCCAAGAGCAUAUCGCCGCUUGUGGCGUUUGUGGAGGAGCGCAUCGACGAAGGCUGCAGCUAUUCCUGUCCAGGUGAACUCCAGGCUGCACUGACCGUCUUGGAGCAGGUCGGUAGGGUGCCAGAAGACAAACGUCCUGGAAAACUUCACGGCCAGUUACCGAUUUUCAUUCGCAGAGAAAUUUCACUCACUGGACAUGAUUGGCUUGCAACGGGGAUGGAAUUUACCAAGCUGGAUUCCUUCAUCUUCCCGAGGGACUACCUUGUCCCGGCUCACAACGAUGCAUGGGAUGGAUUCUAUCCUAAACUGGUUGAACCGCCGGCGCUUUCAAAUUUGAUGCGCAUGGUUUUGGGCAGGUUAGGGACGCCAAGGUUCCAAGAUGGAAUUUGGCGGACAAAUAAGGCGAUGCUUCUGGUGCCAGGAGACCUUCUUUUGUUUUGGACGGGCCAUAGCACUCGACACUUCUUGAAUCAGGCGGCACUGGCGCUGGGGGUGCCCAAAGAACGCCGAGACUAUCUUGGACGGUGGGCUUUGGGCAGGACGGGCAGCAAUGCCUACAUUCACACAGCGAGGCAAGUGGUUGAAACCAUUCAGCUUGAUGUGAUGAAGGCGUUAACCACUGGAAGUGCUGAAAUUGAUGAAACUGAGCUGUUGGAUGAGGUGACCCAAUUUGCUGAUGACCAUGGCCUGGUAGGACAUAGGAUCCGUCGCAGGCAUACGCAACAGCUCACAAGGGACCUUCCCGUGCUGCACUCAGAGGAACCUGAUACAGACCAUGAAACAGAGAACUUGGAUGAGUAUGAACUUGCAAAGAAAGUUGAUGAAUCAGACAAACAAGAGAGUGGAGUUGCUUCGAAAUUCUUCAUCACUGUUUCCAGGCGCACGGGGCUCAGACGUUUGCAUGCUCAUUUCAAAUGUCCAGUGCGCUCCCAGAGAUGCCUUGAUUCUUUUGAUGUUUCCUCAAUUGAUGAAACGACUUUUGACGUGAUGUGUCGCAUUUGCAAGAGACGUCUUCAAGCGGAUGAAGGAAAGCUUGAGAGUGAGAGCUCGAGCACCUCGGGAGAGUCAUCUUCCACGGAGUCGGACAAGGCACUGGAACCUCAAGAGGAGGCACUGGUGGUGAGCGCUUGGACGGCAGGAAGACAACUCUACGAAAAAGAAACGGAGUUGCAUGCAGAAAGUAAGGUGUUGGGGAUGCCCAGAAACCUUCAACAUAGCGAGCGGCAAGCAAUGCUGAAAGCAGUUGAAGCUGCACUUGGAGUUCUCGCUGAACACGAUACACCUAGCACUGAGUACCUUGCAAUGAAAGUGGAAGAAUGUGAAAACGGGGAGAUCUUGGCCUCUUCCCUCGACGAGAUCACGAGCAAAACCCACAAGAAUACCUCUUCCCUGCAGACUUCGUUGGACACAGCUGGUCAUGUGCGAGUGGUGAAAAACAAAUCAAAAGGGACACUGCCCAACAAUACCGAAGAGUACAGGCAAGCCUUGAAGUUGGAGGCAGUGACAUGGAUGUGCAUGGCUGCAAAAUUCAAGUCGAAACACUGGUUGUCGGACCUCAAAGCAGAUCAUUUUCAGCGAUUUGUGGAAUACAUCCUUGGUGACAGGGUCAACGCCAUUAAGGCCUUGAUGCGAGUGACCAAAGAUCCAGACCUCAAAGAAGCCUAUUUUACAACGCCGUUGGCUUUGACAACAGCAGAGACACCGGUUAAGUAUCAGAAGACUUCACAGAAGGGAAACAACGAAUGGACCAACCGUCAGAAGGGCAAAGGCAAGGGAAAAUUCCAACAACACAAGGGUUUUGGAAAAGGUGCCAAGAACAAUGCAUCAAAGGGAAAGCACGGCGAUUUGAGCCUGGUUGCACAAACCCCGGACGGAUGUUUUGGCGAUCACGCGGCAAGGGAGCACUCAAAGCUCCAAGGGAACCAGAAAAAGACCGAGAUCUUGGGAAAACCACUGGUGGUGACAAACCAGCAAGCGUUUGGCAACUGGAAGAGCUGGCCGCAGUUUGAUGAGGACCGCAAUUACUUGGGACCACUGCCCGCUGCAUGUUCACAUCCGUUCCAUGUCAGAAAACUUAUCGGGAAAGAAAACGGCAAAUGGAAAACAGCAGAUUCGGCGGCCUACCCGCCUCCGCUUUGCAAAUGGCUGGCACAACUCAUCGUCUCACGAAAGGGGGAAAGUCCCUCUGAGUUGAACAAGCAGUCAGAAAGGCCUCUUGAACGGCCCGUGCAACCCCAGGCACACCACGAGGCAACAGAGCUGGAGGAAAGCCAACAUCAAGCAACACAGGAGGCAGAUCAAAAUGUCCUGUCAGAGGAACGAACGGCAGAGCAUAACACAAGCGCAGAUGUGAGCCAGCGCUUGCAUCGGGGGCAGAAGAUCACUUUGGAAUGGGCUGGCAGAGCAAGGGAGCUGGUGGAUGGUUUCGGUUUGUGCUCACCCACUUUAUGGGAACCAUCAUGCAGAGGAGCACACAUGAGCGCGGAGGCAAAAGGCAUGUGCACAGAGAUUUUUGAGAUGUUGUCAACAUUUGUGGACAAGAAGUUUGCGGACCCGCGCAGAGAAGCAAUAAAACUUGGUCUGGGCCAUUUUCCUUCAUCCCCAUUCACGGACAAGGAGCUGGAAGAGCUGAGGCGCUGCUGGGCGGCUUUGUUACCUUCAAAAGACAUGGCGCUGGUGGUGCCUGAAAGGCAACCUUUCUUGCUUGGUCUUGUAGGCCAGUCUCUGGAGGCCUUUGGGGACCCUGAUUACUCCGUUUACAUGGAGGGCACGGAUUCAUUUUGGAAUGGAGUGCCGGUGGGUUACGAUGAACCGCUGCCAAGAAUUCCAGCUGUUUUUCCGCCAAAGGAAAAGGCCCGCCCUCUGGACGACUCGGAGUUUAACAGCAUGGCUUGCAACUACAAAUCCGCUGAGGGCAUGGCAGAUGAUCUCGAGAAGAAAUUUCGAGAAGAGGAGCAACUGGGACGGAUGGUGCCUACCACUCUUGGACGUCUCAAAGCAGACUUCCCAGAUAGGACUCCCUUGGUGGCAGCUAUGGGAGCAAUUCGGAAGCCAAAUGGAGAUGUGAGGCCGCUCCAUGAUGGCACUCAUUUCGUCCAGCUCAACAACCAAAUAAUUUUUCAGGAUCAGCUUCAGUACCCUGGCCCGGAGGAUGCAGCACAUAUGGUGAGACACAUUCAAGAGGAACAGGAGGCUGUGUUUGCCCUCUCGGCUGACAUCGCUUCAGCACACCGCCUGGUGAAGAUCAGAAGGCGUGACUGGCCGCUGCUGGGAUGCAAGGCCCGCACUGAGGAUAAAACGAUUUGGAUCAACUGCGUGGGGACUUUUGGGAUUUCCUCGGCUUCUUACUGGUGGAGCAGAUUGUUCUCUGGUAUUGGGCGCCUGGCAGCAUACAUCAUGCAGCAGCAGAAUUGGUGGCAACUGGUUUACGUUGACGAUUUGCAUUUGACUUGCCUUGGUGCUAGAAAGUUUGUGAAUAUGUGGAUCAUCCUCUUGAUUUAUGAGCUGGUAGGGACUCCGUUCUCUUACAAGAAAUUCUCAGGAGGUUUGAAGGUGCAGUUUGUUGGAUAUCUCUUUGGGAUCACAAAGAAGCGUGGCGAGUGGCUCGUGAAUUUCAUUGAGGAGAUGCGGAAAGCUGGAGGAACUGUCCUUUUGAGGCGGUUCAAUGAAUUUGUUGGACGAUUGGGUUUUGUGGCGAGGGUCCUGGUGUGGCUUAAACCUUUCAUGGCCCCCUUGUAUGCUUGGUCAUCGGUUCUGGACAGAAGCUCAGUUGCAACUGCACCCCGUUUGGUGUCUUUGGUGAUGAGGUUUUUGAGUGAACAGCUACAUGACUGUACCUACGUACAUACGUGCAGGCGACCAGAAGGCCUCUCACAAGAACUCUUCCGCACCGAUGCAAAAUGUGAAUUGGGAAGAGUCGUGUUGGGGGGCGUUCACUUGAUUUCAGGGGCUUGGUUCUCAGUGGAGUUGCGGCCAGAGCAAGCCCCCUACCUUUUUAAAGAUGGGGGGGAGUCGCAAUGGGCGUCAACAACUGCCGAGUUAUUGGCCGUGCUGGUGGCGCUUCAUCUUUUCGGCUUUGUGGGCGGCCCAGUGAAACCUGUCGCAACGCCCAUCAAGAUUUCAGCCGGCACUGACAAUCUGGCAAAUGAACAUCUCAUCAAGAAGGGACUGACAACUCGCUGGCCUUUAUGUUUGGUGUAUAUGCAAAUGACCAAAGCGCUCAUGGAUGCAAGACUGAUGGUGCAGCUGAACUGGCGGCCGCGUGAUCAGAACGCCCUGGCCGAUGCACUGACGAAUGAGGACUUUUCAGGAGUGGACAUCCAAAAGCGUAUUCACGUGGACUGGACGAAACUCGAUUUUUCUUGGAUUUGGAAACUCUGGAAUGAACGCAAUGCUUAUCUGGACAAGGAUGGUCUUAGGGCCAGUGCGAAGAUUGUGAAACUUGGCGAUUAUGAAAAAUCUGUUUGGUGA
This is a messenger RNA of Cladocopium goreaui, 5088 nucleotides long. The record is from the annotation of a GenBank genome assembly. NCBI's taxonomy places the organism in Eukaryota, Dinophyceae, Suessiales, Symbiodiniaceae.